CGCUAGCUAGCAGUGACGUGACCCGCGGUAGGACGUUGAGAGAAGCAAGCGACAGUGACGUCACGCCAUUACUUUCUUUUUUUUUUAAAAUAGAUACAUUUUUAAAAAACGAUGUGGAUUUAUGAGGACGCCAUCUUAGAUUCCGUGAUGUUUUCACACCAGAAUAAAACGAUGCGUCAAAUAAUGCAAAUGUCUGAUUAAUCAUUGGAAAUACGGAGGAAUUAGCUUCAUUUUGGUUUCAGCGACUAAAUGUCACGCUGUCUUGCCGAAAACAUAAAAACUCGAAAUGAAUUUAUUGUUAAAAAUAUUAGAGCUGAAACAAUAAAUCGAAUAUUAAAUGAUUACUCAAUUAAUCGACAACUAUUUGAUAAUCGGUUUGAAGUUUUUUUUCAUGAUUAAAACAAGGUUUCUGGUUGUUUCAGCUUCUUAAAUGUGAAUAUUUACCUAAUUUCUUUGCUCUAAACAACAAAGAAAGUGAAUCAUUUUGGUUUGUGGACAAAACAACACAUUUGAGAACGUUCGACGAACACCGAUCAACAUGUUUUAAGGUUUUCCGUGAUUUCAUGGACCAAACGAUGAAUCCAGAAAAUAAUCCACAGAUGAAUGGAUUCUGAAAAUAAUCGUUAGUUGCAGCUCUAAAAGUCUUUACAUCGUCGUUUUGAAGAUGCUUCGUCUUCAGUCACCGUGAUGUCAUACAUCAGAGGGGCGUGGCCUCUCCUUGGAGGCAGGUCAGGUGUUUGCAGGUGUCUCCAUAGAAACCAGUCGUCCAGCAGCAGCAGUGUGGUCCUUCAGUCCCGGUGCACCGACGUGUUCCAGAACCUGGCUCUGGAGGACUGGAUCGAUGCUAACGUGGACCUGCAGCAGCGCAGUGUCCUCCUGCUGUGGAGGAACCGCCCGGCCGUGGUGAUCGGGCGCCACCAGAACCCGUGGACUGAGUGCGACCUGACGGCUGUGAGGAGGAUGGGGAUUCCCCUGGCUCGCAGGCGGAGCGGCGGCGGCACGGUGUUCCACGACCUCGGCAAUCUUAACCUGACCUUCUUCACGUCCAAGAAGGCCUACAACAGGAAAAGGAACCUUAAGGUCAUCACUGACGCCCUGAGGAGCGCCGCGCCAGGACUGGACGUCCACGCCACAGACAGACUGGACAUUUUACUCAACGGACGCUACAAGAUCUCAGGAACUGCCUCUCGACUGAGCAGGAAGUCGUCGUACCAUCACUGCACCCUGCUUCACUCCGCUGAUCGCUCCGCCCUCUCCACUGUGCUCCGCCCCUCCUGCCCUGGUAUUGUCAGUAACGCCACGCCCAGUGUUCCCUCGCCUGUCGCUAACCUGUUGGACCACGCCCCCAUGCUGCAGUGGGAGGAGCUUGUGGACGGACUUGUGCGGCAGUACAACACAGAGUUCGGGUUCAGCGCCGCGUCGGCCUUCGUCGACCCGGCCGAUGAAUCUGCAUUUCCUGGCAUUAGCAGGGCGGCGGCAGAGCUGCGCAGCUGGGACUGGACGUUCGGGAAGACGCCGAAAUUCAGCGUCCAGACCGUUCUGGACCUGACGGACAAGGAGUCGGUGGUUCGCAGCUCCGCCCACCUGAACAUGGAGGUGAAGCACGGAUUAGUCAACAGCUGCGAGCUUUUCGUACCCGAUGACUGGCUUCCCCCACACCUGAGCGCCGCGCUCGCCAACGCUCUGGUCGGCGAGCGUUUCUGUCGCCGCCGAGCGUCCGCGUGUGUCGCCGUCGUCGCGUGUGACAGCGGCAACCUGCGGGGGCGACUGCGACGCCUGAGCAACGCCGUGCUGUCAGUCAUGAGCUGAGAUCAAACAGCUCAUGACUGCUGCCCCCGUAGGCUGAAGGACGUCAUUACAUGGUUAAAACACAUGACAAACUAUUUUAUUUUUUUAUUAAAAACAUGAAAAUCUC
Molecule: messenger RNA, 1915 nt
Organism: Solea solea (common sole)
Lineage: Eukaryota; Metazoa; Chordata; Actinopteri; Pleuronectiformes; Soleidae
Gene: lipt1
Product: lipoyltransferase 1
Exons: 4
Coding region: 688-1809 (373 amino acids)
Biological process (GO): protein lipoylation
Cellular component (GO): mitochondrion; cytoplasm
Molecular function (GO): lipoyltransferase activity
Source: RefSeq, a predicted model, not a curated record